AAGAGGUUUCCCAGGGAGACAGACAUCCAGGCUGGAGGCAGGUGGAGAUGGCUGACGCCUGGGGCCCCAGUCCGGACUCGGUGGCUGGAGUUGGCUGUGGCUAUCUCCUUGCACUCACUCAGGUUCAGAUCCGGUUUCUGUGGCCCAGGAACACCGUACUGUGCUAUAGAAGCCGAUGGUGCCAGGAUCACUUCCUCCCAUUUCCACGCCACAGCCAUGGCUUCGGAGCAGAUUGUGAGACUGCUGGGGACAGGAGUUUUCUUGGCAGUGAUGCCAUCAGCUUACUGGAUGGUCUUCUUACCUCCCACUAUACACGAGCAUCUACCCAGUGGAAGAAAGAGGUUGGCUGUGUUUACUUUUCUAGUGGAGGUACAGGGUUCCCCAAGCUCUUGGGAGCCCACAGUGUCUUGACCUUGCUGCUGGGAGCACCCCUCUCUGCAGAAGCUCCAGGAAGGGUGGAUUCCAAGAUUAAAAUUCUCCUGGGAAGAAGCACAAGCCUGGCAUUCUCAAAGGGGUUCACAGCACAGCGCGGCACAUCAAAAGCGCGUCUGUCGGGACUACACAGCACUGAGACCUGUGGGGUGUCAGAACCAGCACCUCCCUACCUGACAUGCCCACAGAAUCUCCUUUCCCUGUCAUCUUGGCACAGGCUGCGCUGUGGGAGGCGAGGCUGUGACCGUGGUCACUGUAUACGGGGCAGAGGCCCAGCUGGCCAGCAAGGAGGUUGCGGGGCGGGCAGUCUGCAGCCUGGAGAGCGCCUGCCACUUGCAGGCUGGAUGCCUGGCCUCACCUGAAGAGCACCGUGAGCCCCUGCAGACAGGGGACGCCACUGCUGGGCUGGGGAUGACGGACCCCCAUGUGUACCAGGAUGUAUCACAACUGCUGUUUGUGGCCCUGGCCAACAUGCGGCCCGAGACGGCUCACUUGCAAACUCUUUUCCUUUGACACUUGAGCCACUAAGACCCUCUUGGAAAAUGUCCCAAACAGAACAGGGGAAAGGGCCACCAGCGGCUUCAGAUGUCUCCAUCCUGCUCCCUCAUGUGCCCGACACCUGCUGUUCUCCUUAUUCCUCUGGCAUCAAAACCUCUCCUGGAAAAGGACUUGAUAAACUCAUUUCCACUUAAGAAAAAGUUAAACGGGUUCAGUCUCUUCCCUCCCAGUGCAAUGUCCUUAGCUCACUGAUAAAUCCUUCAUUCCAUUCUUCCCUUAACAACUCCCUUUGCGUAAACAUGCAGGCACACAGAGCUGGAAGCUAUCUUCCUUGGAAAAGGAGAAGCUGCCCGUCUUGCAGCAGAUGCCCCAUCACCCUGGGGACCUAAGAUUAGUGUCAUUCUCCAUGGGGAAAACUCAGGCACUUGGAACAUUUGUAAAAAGGCAACCCUUAGGUACUCAGGGCGCUCAGCUUUCAAAAGCGCAACAACUUUGAACAAAUGCCAGGCAUACAGGUUCCCAGCAACACUCUAGAUGGUUAGAAGUGACCCAGGUUUCACAGGCAGCCCUGUAUGUUUAUGAAUCCAGCCUAUGUGAGGUCUUUCUAGAAGGGCUUAAAUGGUUUCUUAGGGAGGAACAGAUGCAAAAUGUGAUCAUAAGAGAUGUGCUUAUUUUAAAAAAAUGAAUAUGAAUUCUGGAGUAUGUCCAGAGUCCAUAUAUUA
This is a messenger RNA of Saimiri boliviensis boliviensis (Bolivian squirrel monkey), 1652 nucleotides long. The record is from RefSeq and is a predicted model, not a curated record. Lineage: Eukaryota; Metazoa; Chordata; Mammalia; Primates; Cebidae.